UUAUGAAUUUCUUUUUUUCGAUGUUAUCGAUGAAAUUGAUUCUUGAUGAAAACCGUUAACCAAUACACUUAGUCUUCCAAUCAUGAAUUCAACUGCAAAAAAAUUAAGAUCAUCUGCGAAAAAGAAUGGCGAAAAAACUGUUUCAUUCAAUCAAAAAUUAAAUUCUCUUGAUGAUGAUCGAUUUGUUCGUAAUAUGGAAUUAUUCGAUAAUAUCAAAUUGAAAAUCGAUCAGCUCAGUCGGCUAAUGAUCCUACAACGUCAAUGUAUAAAUUCUAUCAAAACAUUUGAACGUUUUCUAAAAAUUCAAUUAAAUAAUAAUGAAAUGAAAAACAGUGAACAACAAAACAUUCCGGCCAAAUUAAUUGAAAUUAAAAAACGUUAUGAAAAAUUUGUCAAAUCUUUUCAAUCAUCAUGGAAACGUUGUCAUCGAUUCGAAAUACAAGAACGACCAGCUUCCGAAAUAUACGAUCAUCUUUUUCAGCUAUUCGAAAUGUUAAAUAAUCAGAUAAAUUGUAAGAAAAAUAUUGAUCCAAUCGAAUCAGUUUGUCUUUCGUUGAAUCCAAUCCAUCUUGAAUCUGUUGAUCAUAUUUUACCUUCGGAUGAAAUUGAAAUUCAGGAUAAUGAUUGCUCAAUAAAAACUACAUACGUUUGUUCGAAAAAAUUACGUAACCGUUCAAGUAAUAUCAAAAAACUUGAAAAUGAUCAAAAAUCAUCUUUAGAUAACAAUAAGAAAGAUCAAAAUAGUAAACAACAAUUGGAAAAAAACACGAGUAAAAAGGAACAACUAAAAGGUAAAACGAAAAAACGGAAGAAUUCAAAAUCUACAAUGAAAAAAUCAAAAAAUCUUGAACAAAAACAAACUCAAACAAAUAAAAAGUCAAAAAGCGCCAAGAAUAACGGUAGAAUAUUUUAUUGUAAUUUUCCUGAUUGUGAUUAUCAAGUUGGAUGUAAAUCAUCUUAUUAUGUUCAUCGAAAAAAACAUUCAAUCGUACGAAAAUGUGACAUUUGUUUAAAAACAUUUGAAAAUAUUUUUUCAUUACGAUUACAUCGAACGGAACAUGAAAAUCAACCAUUAAAAUGUCCUUUUGAAGGUUGUGAUGCUGUAUAUUCAUGGCUUGAUACUUUAAAAAAACAUAUUCGUGUUCAUAAUAAUGAGGCAACAAUUCAUCGAUGUGAAUGGCCUGGUUGUGAUUAUCAAUCAUAUCGUAUUGAUUUAUUACGAAAACAUCGUACAAGACAUACUGGUGAAAGAAAAUUUAUUUGUCAAUGGCCUGAUUGUGGUAAACCAUUCAAAACUGAAUCUUGUUUAUUCGAUCAUAUUGCAAUGCAUAAAAAUGAACGAAAACAUGCAUGUACUUGGAUUGGUUGUAAUUAUCGUUGUAAUUUAGCAGGGAAUCUUCGUAAACAUAUGGCAAUACAUGAAAAGAAAAUGAUUAAAACUAAUGGAGAUAUUAAUGAAUCAACAAACAAUAUUGUUCAACAACAACAUUUAAAACAAAUUGAUCCAUCAAGAAACCAAAACGAU
Messenger RNA from Dermatophagoides pteronyssinus (European house dust mite), 1525 nucleotides. RefSeq lists its product as uncharacterized. Lineage: Eukaryota; Metazoa; Arthropoda; Arachnida; Sarcoptiformes; Pyroglyphidae. Gene Ontology annotation, biological process: regulation of transcription by RNA polymerase II. The record is from RefSeq and is a predicted model, not a curated record. Gene Ontology annotation, cellular component: nucleus.